AUGAAUACCUCAUUUAAGAAUCUUCUUUCGAUUGGUCUGCUUGCCUGUCUCACUGCUAUGGACUUAGCAGUUGCAGUCAAUCUAUCGGAUCACACUCAAGACCUGUUUGAUGAGUCGAUGAACUUUCUGGACAAGAUUUAUGAUCCUAUUGCUGGCUAUCUUUACUUUUUUUACUUCCCGCUUGCCGCAGGCAAGCAUGAAACCCGCUCCUCCGUCUGGUACGCAACAGGCCUGCUUCAGCGCAAUGAAGGAGACGACGUGAAAGAGGCCGUCAAGAUCAUUAAAAACGUCAUCGCGGGCCAGAAAAAAGUACCACGCGAACAAUGGUAUGGAGACUAUACUGUAUAUCCUGAGGAACCAACUGUGGGAUCCUCAGCAUACCCCAAGCACAUCUUCAACUCCUGGGACCCAAAUUGGCGAGGGUUCAUCGGCAGCAAUCUCAUCGUUAUAUAUGAGGAGUUCAGGCACCUGAUUUCCGAAGAUGUUCAGAUGCUCAUCCUCGAGAGCAUGCGGAACAAUACUGUUGGCGAUAGUUAUCGCGUCGGGGGCGUGGAUGAUGAUGUCUUGUACCCUUCUUACAGCAACCCAGCUCUUAUGAGGGCUGUUGCUACUGGAUGGACCGGCCGUAUGCUCAACGACUCUAAUAUGACCGCAGCUGGAGAACUGUACGCUCGAGAAAUUUUGGACCUUUUCGACCGCAACGACACGCUUUCUGAGUUCAACAGUCCAAACUACGCAGGGGUCAGUCUCUACGCGCUGACAAUAUGGGCCAAGUACAUGCCUGAAUCGUCUCUCAUGGGCCAGAACGGGGCACGCAUGAUUGAGGCAGUGUGGGAAACAAUUGGAAACAUGUACAACGCUAACCUUCGCAACAUCGCGGGUCCAUGGGAUAGAGCCUACGGGUUUGAUAUGAAUCAAUACGUCGCCAUCCUCAACAUAUACAUUUGGUCCCUCGUCGGCAAAUCCCAGGCGCCGGGUAUUGGUCAGACCUGGAGCAUGGCCCAUGCUGACGAUUUUGAGUACGCGCCGCUCAUCUCUGUUCUGGCUCCAUAUCACGACGCACUCGUGCCAAAGUCGGUCAUUCAAAAACUCGUGUCGUUUCCUGGGGAUCAUAUGUACGAGACCACGGCAAUUUCCCCUCCUCACGACUUGGCGCCUCGCAACGUUACAGCAUGGCUUUCUCACAAUGUCACCAUUGGCGCUGAGUCAUACUACGAGGAUACUCUUGGUGGUCCCCGACAAGACUCUUUGCAGUGGUCGCCUGCUGCAGUUCAAUGGGCACGAGAUGACGGCAGCAUCGGAUACGUAGUCCUCCACGGGACUGAACAAGCGAUGGAAGUGAAGGUUGAUCCGGGGCAGUUGACAUUGACUUACCCACGCGGCAACGUUUCAAGCAUCUUUACAUUCAUGGUCAGCUCCAACCCCAUUGGCGGCAAACGUGAUAUUCAAGGAUUUGGGGAUUUGGACGGUAUCAAUAUUACCACCAGUGGAUCAGUUCUGCCAGAUCCUGAGAUCAGUUUCUGUGGGCUCGUGGGCGGUACGUGCUCCAUCAUCCAGUAA
This is a messenger RNA of Colletotrichum chrysophilum, 1560 nucleotides long. RefSeq lists its product as uncharacterized. Lineage: Eukaryota; Fungi; Ascomycota; Sordariomycetes; Glomerellales; Glomerellaceae. The transcript has 3 exons. The record is from RefSeq and is a predicted model, not a curated record. Bases 1 to 1560 code for a protein of 519 amino acids.